AUGGGGAUGCUUCAGGAUAAUAAGAGUCGCAAGAAAAUCUCCAACGACCCGAACAACACAAAAUGGACCCGCGACACCACCACCUUUGGCCAAAAGAUCCUGCGCGCGCAGGGCUGGCAGCCGGGCCAGUUCCUCGGCGCGCAGGAUGCCCCGCACGCGGCCCUGCACUCCGCGGCGAGCGCCUCGUACAUCCGCGUGGUGCUCAAGGACGACAUGAAGGGCCUGGGCUUCGACCGGGCCAAGGAGGACGAGGUGACGGGCCUGGACGUCUUCUCGGAUGUGCUGAGCCGCCUCAACGGCAAGUCCGAGUCGGCGGUGCAGGAGGACCGGGACGCGCGCCUGGCCAUCAAGACGCACCGCUACGUGGAGAUGCGCUGGGGCCCGAUGCGCUUCGUGCGCGGCGGCCUGCUGGUCGGCGACAAGCUGGAGGAGGUGGCGGUGGCGGCGGAAGCCGAGGGUGGUGGGGACAGCAGCAGCGGCGGCGGUGCUGAGGUGACGAGGUCGAAAAAGGACAAGAAGAGCAAGAAGCGCAAGGCCGAGGAGCAGGAGCAGGAGGAGCGUGAGGACAGCGAGGCGGCGAACAAGAAGGAUAAGAAGCGACGCCGCAAGGAUGAAGAUGAGGACGCCAAGGAGGACAAGAAGAAGAAGCGCAGAAAGGAGGACAAGGACAAGAGGAAGAAGAAGUCGAAAAAGUCAUCGAGAUCAAAGGACGGAUCCGACGACUCGGACGACGACGACGACAAGGAUAGCGACGAGAGAGCGGCCAAGAAGAAGGCCAAGAAGGAAAGGAAGAGGGAGAGGCGUGAGAAGAAGGAGGAAAAGAAGCGUCGCAAGGCCGUCCAGGCCGCUGACAGCGCCAGCAGCAGCGACGACUCCGACUCGGACGCGGACGCCAGCGGUAGCAGCCGCAGCGCAACGGUCACGCCGGCCGCAACGUCGGGGACCUCGACGCCCCUGGGCAACCGCAACUUUGUGCGGUCGCGGUACAUUGCACAGAAGCGGCAGGCGGUGAUGGACGCCACGGCGCUGAAACAAAUCUUCAUGGUCAAGGCGUGA
Cordyceps fumosorosea ARSEF 2679 is the source of this 1056-nucleotide messenger RNA. Its product is annotated as G-patch RNA maturation protein. Lineage: Eukaryota; Fungi; Ascomycota; Sordariomycetes; Hypocreales; Cordycipitaceae. Gene Ontology annotation, molecular function: nucleic acid binding. The coding region runs from base 1 to 1056 and encodes 351 amino acids. The transcript is spliced from 2 exons. The record is from RefSeq and is a predicted model, not a curated record.